Nymphaea colorata (pocket water lily) is the source of this 540-nucleotide messenger RNA. Its product is annotated as hydroquinone glucosyltransferase-like. Gene Ontology annotation, molecular function: UDP-glycosyltransferase activity. The record is from RefSeq and is a predicted model, not a curated record. Bases 1 to 540 code for a protein of 179 amino acids. The transcript has 2 exons. Lineage: Eukaryota; Viridiplantae; Streptophyta; Magnoliopsida; Nymphaeales; Nymphaeaceae.
AUGUUUAGAAGCUACCGAGGAUUUCAGAGGAGCCAUGGAAGUGGUGAAUCACAACAGCGAGAAGCCUCAUGUCGACAUCAUGCCCAGCACCAGCAUGGGCCAUCUCAUCCCCAUCAUGGAAUUUGCCAAACUCUUGGUCUGCCACCGCAGGUGAAGGUGCUGAGCCACGAGGCCGUCGGCGGGUUCCUGUCGCACUGCCGCUGGAAAUCGAGCCUGGAGAGCGUGGUCUACGGCGUGCCCAUGAUCGGGUGGCCGCUGUACCCGGAGCAGAGAAUGAACGCCCGGAUGCUGGCGGAUGAGAUCGGCAUAAGCGUGAGCGUGGACUACGAGAAGGGGCUGGUGCACAGAGGGGAGGUCGAGCGGGUGGUGAGGCUGCUGAUGGAAAGCGAGGUCGGGAAGAAGCUGAGGAAGAGAGUGGGCGAGCUGAAAGAGGCUGCCAGCCAAGCGCUCGCUGAGGAGGGCUCCUCUUCUCGGCGCCUGGCUCUGCUCGCCGACCAGUGGGCCAACACCAAGCCCUCCGCCCGGCUUGAUCGAUCCUAG